Molecule: messenger RNA, 1131 nt
Organism: Ostrinia furnacalis (Asian corn borer)
Lineage: Eukaryota; Metazoa; Arthropoda; Insecta; Lepidoptera; Crambidae
Exons: 7
Coding region: 1-1098 (365 amino acids)
Source: RefSeq, a predicted model, not a curated record
AUGGGGUCAGUGACUUCUCUUAUUCCACUUACAGUCACUGAAGACAGAGCACUUAGGUACCUCUCAUAUCUACAGCUGCGUUGUAGUUCUAAGGGCGACGUCAGCGCGGCCCAUGCGCAUAUAGUGGCGCCGGCGCUUGCUGCGGUUACAGCAGGGGUCUUAGCUGAUGCUGGAGUAGAUUCCAGGCUGGUUAUGGGAGUCACUGAAGACAGAGCACUUAGGUACCUCUCAUAUCUGCAGCCGCGUUGUAGUUCUAAGAGCGCCAUCAGCGCGGCCCACGCGCAUAUAGUGGCGCCGGCCCUCGCUGCGGUUACAGCAGGGGUCUUAGCUGAUGCUGGAGUGGAUUCCAGGCUGAUUAUGGGAGCGCUGGUGUCGUGCGUAGGCGCACCUUGUGCAUGGCUGUCUUUAAGCGCGUGUAGCGACGCGGGCGCGGCGCUGGCGGCGCUGGCGGGUAGUUACGUCGCGUCGCUUGUUGCUGCACCCGCUGCUAUGUUCGUUAUUUGCGGGCGCGCCCCCAUCCCGGCGCUAGGCCCGUCCCUGUGGUCCGCCCUGUGCACGCUGCCCCCUCUCACAGCGGGCGCCAUACAUUCCCGCUUCCGACGCUCGCAUGAUAGCGUUAAAGAUGUCGCAACAGCUUCCCAGAGCGGGGAUGAGAGAGAUGCGAAAGCGCGCGAGUUACAGUGCCCGAGGACGAUAGAGCGGGUGUCGGCGUUAGCGCUGCUUUAUGUGGACUGUUGCGAGAGAUUGAGGGAGGCGGAGGGUAGCUUGUACGUGGGAGACGUGCUGACUACCCUCGUUAUAGAAAUUAGUACCCGCAAAAACAAAUGUUUUUCUUACGUUUUUUCAGCGGUGUGGAGCGUAGGCGCUCGAGCGCUUUGCUGCCGAGUGCUGGCGCCGCGUGGCGCGCGAACACUUGCCCUAUGCGCUGUGCCUAAGGCGCUGCAUAUGGGCUGGGAGUCAUCCACCGAGUGCGCGCCGGCGGGGCUGGCGCGGCUGCCCGCGGUGUUCGCGGCGCCGGCCCAGGCCCUGCUCGCCGCCGCGCUCGCCGACUACCCGCAUAAUAGUCGCGACGAGGACCAUGACGCCUUGCCGCAGUGAUGGCCGACUACCCUCAUAGUGACGAAGAUUAUG